Molecule: messenger RNA, 267 nt
Organism: Prunus armeniaca (apricot)
Lineage: Eukaryota; Viridiplantae; Streptophyta; Magnoliopsida; Rosales; Rosaceae
Source: the annotation of a GenBank genome assembly
AUGGAGAGCCAGAUGUGCGGCGGCGUUGAGGAAGAGAAGAAAUAUGUUGCCUGCCGGGAAGGGUUUCAGGGGAAACAAACAGAGAAUUGGAUAGAGAAAUACCAUGGUUGCGAAGUUGAGCUGACGACUGGAGCAAGAGACGGCAGCAAACGAAGAAGGUCGUGGUCUCUCUCGCACUCGUUAUCGUCUCCCAUGGUUGGAAAUUCAGAUCUGACCGUAUUGCGAGCUCGAAGAGAGAGAAGUGAAGAUGGGGUUGCCGUCGGUUAG